Molecule: messenger RNA, 1258 nt
Organism: Ceratosolen solmsi marchali
Lineage: Eukaryota; Metazoa; Arthropoda; Insecta; Hymenoptera; Agaonidae
Gene: Gr10
Product: gustatory receptor 10
Biological process (GO): G protein-coupled receptor signaling pathway
Cellular component (GO): plasma membrane
Molecular function (GO): neuropeptide Y receptor activity
Source: RefSeq, a predicted model, not a curated record
AUGUCGAGCUUUUCAAGAGUGAGCAAAUUUUCUCCAAUGAAACAAUUAAAUUUUAACAAUAGCUUGGACAGUGUACAACAAAUAAUAAAUAUUGUACGAGGUUUUUUACAGGGUUUCAGUAAUGAGACUAAUUAUUUACUGAUAAGUCUUUAUGUACCAGUUAUAGUCUUUGCUAUAACUGCCAACAUACUGGUUAUUAUUGUCGUCAUUAAAUAUCAGUAUAUGCACAACUUGACUAACUAUUUUAUAGUUAACUUAUCAGUGGCCGAUCUACUGGUAACUAUAAUUUGUAUGCCAAUUGCAAUCGGUCAAGCAAUGUCCAUUAAAUGGGUAUUUGGCGAAUUAAUGUGUAAAUUCUUUUUCUAUCUCCAAGGUGUAGCAGUAGCAGUCUCGGUAUUUACUAUUACAGCAAUGAGUGUAGACAGAUACUUAGCAGUAAAGAGUUCUAUUACCCUCAGAAGGGUAUUUAAUCGAAAAAUUACUAUAAUUAUAAUAGCAACAUUGUGGACAAUUGCUUUAAUUAUAUUUUUUCCUAUUUUAAAAGUGGUUACUCUACAAAGUCCAAUAAUACAUUUAGAUAAUAUUACUUUAACUGGUCAAUGGAAAGGAAUCAACAGUUUAAAAAUUCCGAAACUUCCGAUUUUCUAUAUAUGUUCAGAGGACUUUAAAUCUCAUGAUAUUCAUGUCCACAUAUUUGGUACUGCUUGCUUCGUAUUCGUUUAUGCUAUCCCAGGUUUCAUUGUAAUAGCAACAUAUUCUAUGAUGGGCAAAAUCCUUUGCGUCAGAAAACCACCUUUUGAUUAUGAUAGUAUAAAAAAGAAUGCAAGUUCUGAACAGGGAUUUAGACUUGUUCGAGAAAGAAAACGCGUCGCUUGGAUUUUAUUAUUACUCGCUAUUCUUUUUGCUCUUUGUUGGCUACCAUAUAAUUUACUUCGAUUAUUAAUUGACCUUGAAAUUGUUUAUGAAAGCAUCCUCGUAUCAGAGGUGUUGUCCUACAGCCUUUUACUCGGUCAUAUAAAUAGUGCUGUCAAUCCCAUUGUAUAUUGUUGUAUGUCUCGAAAUUUUCGGAGGAACAUCUCUAAAAAUUGUAAAAAAAAACAAUAAGUGAAAAAGUGUUCCAAAGGUUAUCUGAGAAAGAAAAUUGAGUAAUACGACACAAGAAAAAGUGACUUCGGAUCAAUAUAAUAAUAGAAUUGAAUUCUUUCAUUCCUAUCAAUCAAUGAAUCAACAUUCUCAGCAAUCAGCGUGAAGAAAAAUU